Molecule: messenger RNA, 1279 nt
Organism: Sesamum indicum (sesame)
Lineage: Eukaryota; Viridiplantae; Streptophyta; Magnoliopsida; Lamiales; Pedaliaceae
Biological process (GO): Golgi to endosome transport; Golgi to plasma membrane protein transport; protein localization to Golgi apparatus
Cellular component (GO): Golgi membrane; trans-Golgi network
Source: RefSeq, a predicted model, not a curated record
AAUUUUCUCCCUCAAUCCUGUAACAAUCAUUCUUUACAGAAUUCGACCCCCAAAGUUCUGGGUAUUUAUGUUCCCGGUCUGUUAGCUCAACCUGAUGGAAAACCCCUAAUUCGACUUUAAUCCGCAAGAAUUGAGUCUCAAUUCAGUUCUGAAACCCAAAGGGGGUUCUGAUUUUUUAUCUUUUGGCCCCCUUUUUUACUUUUAAUCAAUGUUUUUAUGGUGAAGAUCAAUAAAGUCUGAUUUUGCUUGGUAAUUUUGUGGAAGAGAAGAGAAUUAAGUCAUGUUCUAUGGUGCGGUGGCGUGGGAUCCAUGGCUAAUAGUGGCGCAAAUCGUGUGCCUUCAAUGUCUCUACUAUCUCAGUUUGGGGGUGUUCUUGUCGAUUCUUGUCGGGCCGAGGGCGUCCAAGAUGAGCCUGGUGUAUUUCUUUGAUUUUGCUACGGUUACUGCCUCCACAGCUGUUGGAUGGUGCGUUAUGGCUUCCAUCUUUCUCAGCUCUGUUGCAGGAGCUGGAUUUUUAGUUUAUUUAGUUGAAAGGGCAAAGAAAUGCUUGGACUUUUCUGCUACCCUUUUUAUCAUCCACCUUUUGAUUUGCUUCUUCUAUGGAGGUUGGCCCUCAUCAGUGACGUGGUGGGUUGUGAAUAUUACCAGCCUAGCAGUGAUGGCAUUGUUAGGUGAAUAUUUGUGCAUGAGGCGUGAAUUACGUGAAAUCCCGAUUGGAAGAUAUAGAUCGAAUUAUCAUCAUCUUUAUAACCACGAUGGAAUCAGCAUAAUUUUAUUUCAAGAAUCGUCUCUUGAUGCAGAUGUUUGACAAGGGAGAAACUUUAACCAGUUCAUGUUUAGAGGUGCUGCUGUUCAUGUGCGAUACUAAAGUUGAUCGUUUCUAUUGCAACAUGCUCUACGGAAAUGGACCCUGUUGGUGUUCAAGACAUAAUAUGUUGCUCGGAUUGAUUCUUUUUGUCGAUUGGAAUUUAUUCAGCAGAAUUUUGAGCAGUACUUGUCGAGGUAGAUUUACGCUCUUGCAAUUUGGACGCAGAAAGAUCAUGGAAAAGACUGUAUAUGUAGUUUAAUGAAAUUCAAAUGGCAUCUCUUUUAGGGAUGUAGAUGAGUCGAGUCCAAGCUCAACGAGUUUAUAUGGAAGAGGUUCGAGCUCGAAUAAAGAGAUCUAGUCCAUGUAGGGGUGUUCAGUUUGGUAAACUGAAUCGAAUUUUUGGUUAAUCGAAAAUUCAGUACGCCGAAUUGGUGCAUAGACACCAGACCGAGCUGGGUGGUUUUGUCGGAA